CGCCCCCCCCCACCGCCGCCGCAUUUCGCGGCCGGCCGCCGCGGAGCAGGGCGCGGGGGGGGGAUGAUGGAUCCGCGGCUGCGGCUGCUGACGCCCCGCGCCCGCCAGCCCGCCGUCAAUGGAGGAGGACGUUGAGACCCGCAAGAUCAGCAGCAGUUUCCUGCGAGACCACAGCUAUGCCACGGAAGCUGACAUCAUCUCUACAGUAGAAUUCAACCACACUGGAGAAUUACUAGCAACAGGGGACAAGGGGGGCCGUGUUGUAAUAUUUCAACGUGAGCAGGAGAGCAAAAACCAGCCCCAUCGCCGGGGAGAGUACAAUGUCUACAGCACCUUCCAGAGCCACGAGCCAGAGUUCGAUUACCUGAAGAGUUUGGAGAUAGAGGAGAAGAUCAACAAGAUACGAUGGCUCCCGCAGCAGAACGCAGCCUAUUUUCUGCUCUCCACCAACGAUAAGACUGUGAAGCUAUGGAAGGUCAGCGAGCGGGACAAGAGACCGGAGGGAUACAAUCUCAAGGAUGAGGAUGGCCGGCUCCGAGACCCCUCCAUGAUCACCAUGCUACGGGUACCCGUGCUCCGGCCCAUGGACCUGAUGGUGGAGGCCACCCCCCGGAGGGUGUUUGCCAACGCACAUACCUACCACAUCAACUCCAUCUCCGUCAACAGUGACUACGAGACCUACAUGUCAGCAGACGACCUGAGGAUAAACCUGUGGAACUUUGAAAUCACAAAUCAAAGUUUUAACAUUGUGGACAUCAAGCCAGCCAACAUGGAGGAGCUGACGGAGGUGAUCACGGCCGCUGAGUUCCACCCGCACCACUGCAACACCUUUGUCUACAGCAGCAGCAAAGGCACCAUCCGGCUGUGCGACAUGCGCACCUCUGCCCUCUGCGACCGCCACGCCAAGUUUUUUGAAGAGCCCGAAGACCCAAGUAACCGGUCGUUUUUUUCCGAGAUCAUCUCCUCAAUCUCCGAUGUCAAAUUCAGCCACAGUGGGAGGUAUAUCAUGACCCGGGACUAUCUCACUGUCAAGGUGUGGGACCUGAACAUGGAGAACCGGCCCAUCGAGACCUACCAGGUUCACGACUACCUGCGGAGCAAGCUCUGCUCGCUCUACGAGAACGACUGCAUCUUCGACAAGUUCGAGUGCGUCUGGAACGGGUCUGACAGCGUCAUCAUGACCGGCUCCUACAACAACUUCUUCCGCAUGUUCGACCGCAACACCAAGCGCGACGUGACGCUGGAGGCCUCGCGGGAGAACAGCAAACCCCGCGCCAUCCUCAAGCCCCGCAAGGUCUGCGUGGGCGGCAAGCGGAGGAAAGACGAAAUUAGCGUGGACAGUCUGGACUUUAGCAAAAAGAUCCUGCAUACAGCUUGGCACCCCUCCGAGAAUAUCAUUGCUGUGGCAGCAACAAAUAACCUGUAUAUAUUCCAGGACAAGGUUAACUAGGAGGACAAGUUGUUCUUUAGGAAUCUCAUGUACUGAAUACUAGUAAACACAAGAUUUCAAAUGUUUCUUUUCUUUCUUUCUUUUUUUUUUUCCUUUUCCUUCCUAUUCCUUUGUUCAGUUAUGCUCUGCAGAUAGCGGUUGUGCAGAGGCGAGCACUCCUGCACCCCCCGGCACCUGGGGCAGUGGGGGGCACAGCCAGCAGACACGAGAUUUCUCUUUAUUUACGUGUUGAGAGCUAAGACGUAACGUGGGGCAGCUGGGGAGGUGUUAGGUUUUUGCUAUCCCGGUGUCCCCAGGCGGCACUGGGGUGGCUGUAGCUGUCUGCCGAUGGAUGAGCGUGGCGAUGCAGCAGUGUGGGCUGUCAGCAGUCGGCUGGGGAGGAGAUGGGGAGGGUGGCAUGUGGUGUGUGCGGGGGCACAUGCUGUGUGCCCUUCGGGGGCUCUAGUUACAGCAGUCCUGCUCUGAUUGCUUUAAACUUGAUCCUAGAAAUAUUCCACCUGUUACGUUGCAAGAUCAGAAUGUUGUCCCCUCUGCCAUUUUUCACCUUUGUCUUUUUAUUAUUAUUAUGUGUUUUUACCAACAGAGACAGCAAAACCAAAUGGAAAAUGGAAAAGUUCAGAUUUGCAAUGGACAAGCUUAUAGGGGGGGAUCUGCUGCACACCGAGACGUGUCUGCUGUAGCCAGGCUCCUACCUUCCCCCCCCCCACCCCACAGAAACUCUCCUGAGGAUUUGGCUUUGUAGAUACUGUGGUGCCUUUUUUGGUAUAUGAAAUACCUUUGUAAAUGAUGCUUCCAAACUGCAUUGAUUGCAAACCAAAUUGAACCUGGGCUUUUCUUCUGCAUUUCUUGUCUUUUGCUUUGGUCAUUUUUACUUGUUUUGUUUGUUGUAAGCUCUUGCAUGUUGUGACUGUCUCUCUCUCUCUCUCUGUCUCUCUCUCUCUUUCUCUUUCUCUCUUUAUUUAUUUAUUUAUUUGAUUUUUUUUAAAGAUAAAGUAUAAGUUGCUAAUUUAUGACCUUCUAAAAAAGAAUCCAACCAUAUAUUGCUGUUAUCACCUGACUGCUUCAGAGAGAGGCUGUCAUCCUACAUUAUAAUAAUAAUAAUAAAAACAAUAACUCUUCCUCUUUGCAUGGCAAGGCUGCCCCUUUCUACUCUAAAGAUUGUUCAGGGCCCUCUUUUACCUGAGCAACUGUUCCAUGAAAAAAAAAAAGAGCUACUUAAUUUUCAGUCAAUCUGAAAACUGCUCCUGCAACGAAAAGCAAAUGAACAAAUAGUCAAUUAAAAAAUUGAACACUGUCACUUUAGAAGUGGCUCUGUAAGGGUGGCCCUGCUGUGCAUCCCUUCCUCUGGGGCAGCGGGCAUCCUACCAGCGCCUGCAUCCUUGCAGGGAUGUUUACACGACUCUCUAAGGGCAAAGUGCUCUCUUGGGACAGCCUCUCUGCGAGGCACCAUGAGGAUUCCCAGCGUGUCCCGCGAUGGCCUCCCAGCUCCUACACCCGACAAGGGAGACGAACUGCUGAUUACUAAAGAAGCACAGGGACCGUGCGGAAAACCAGGAGCUGUGCAGCGGUGGGGACCCCGGCUGGGCCCCAGGCCAGGGGAGGCUGCCGCCCCAGCCCCUGGGACGGAUCCUUGGGGUGCUGACCUGCUGGGACGCCCCAUCCCCGCCUCGCAUGCCUGCGCAGGGCAGCAGCGGGGAGAGCUUGCUGCCUUCAGAGGAGUGAACACAAGGGAAAAAACAAAGUGCACUGGCUUAUAAAUUUAUUACAAGUGAUGGCUUUCAGGAGUAACUUUUUUUUUUUAAAAUGAAAUGGUAAAAAAAAAAAUAGCAAGAGUAAAUGAACCAUUUUUUAAAAAAAAAAAAAAAUGUUCUUUUUUGGUUCCUGUAAAGAAAGCCUGCACUCUGGUAUCAGAAGUAAAAUUGUCCCAAAUGUG
This is a messenger RNA of Harpia harpyja (harpy eagle), 3383 nucleotides long. It is a transcript of the gene PPP2R2B, whose product is annotated as protein phosphatase 2 regulatory subunit Bbeta. The record is from RefSeq and is a predicted model, not a curated record. Gene Ontology annotation, biological process: peptidyl-serine dephosphorylation. Lineage: Eukaryota; Metazoa; Chordata; Aves; Accipitriformes; Accipitridae. The transcript has 9 exons. Gene Ontology annotation, molecular function: protein phosphatase regulator activity; protein binding. Gene Ontology annotation, cellular component: cytosol; protein phosphatase type 2A complex. The coding region runs from base 119 to 1450 and encodes 443 amino acids.